AUGGGAGAUUACGCCACUGUCACCUGCAAUGAAACGACAAUAACCGUGGAGUUGGCAAAGUCUUCCUUCAUCAAAAGCAAGGAAAACCAUUUGCAUCUAAUUGACUGGUUGGAUUCUUCCUGCAGCCUGAGACGUCAUUCGAACGCGACCCACCUGGUGGCGGUCAUCCCCCUGAACGGCUGUGGGACUCGGGUUGAGGAGGACGACGACAACAUCAUCUUUGAGAACAUGAUCACAUCAGCUGAUCCCAAUAAAAUCAUUUCCAGGCACCAAGACAUUGAGAUCAAUUUUUCCUGCGCCUAUCCAAAGCGAGCCAACCUGACUCUGGGAUUCACACACAAAAACCCGUACUUCUUUAACGAGAGAGGAUUCAGCUCCUUCACCUUCCAGUUUGAGUUCUUUGAGAGUCAGCGUUUCAGGAAGCAGGUARACGCCAGCAGCUACCCGGUGGAGGUUUACCUGAAGCAGAUGAUCUUCAUGCAGAUCGAGGCCACCUCGUCCAUCCCMAACACUGAGCUGUUUGUGGAGUCCUGCAGGGCGACUCCCUAYGACAACCCCAACUCCCGCACCAGCUACACCAUCAUCGAAAACGGAUGUGUGAAGGACGAAACUGUGCAAAUCUUCCCAAGCUCCAAGUCUAAUUUCAGAUUUGGUAUGGAGGCUUUUGAGUUUAUUGGAGCUCAUGAGGAGGUCUACAUCRCCUGCUCGGUCCUCCUGUGCGAGAGCAGCAAUCCUGAAACUCGAUGCUCUCAGGGAUGCAUCAGAUCCGACUCACUGAACCAUCGCAGGAGGAGAGACGCUCCGGCCCAGACAAGCAGGCACUCCAUUUCCCAGGGUCCUUUGCGCCUCCUUAGGCAUUCCGACACCAAAGUUUCAGAUCCAGGUUCAGGCCCAGGCCUGUAUCUGGGCCUGAACCUGGUCUUUGCCGCCUGCUGCCUGKUGGUUUGCGGUCUGGUCGUCUACCGAUCAAGAAGAACCAGAGCUAAAUAUCAACGCCUACCAGCUGCUGACUCUCCAGUCGACUCUGAUCRCCCAGUAGAUUAAGAAGAUGGAUCUUCUAUAUUUUCUUUUUAGUUAAAMAGUUUUAAAUUCUGGUUUGAGGGUUUAGGUUCUUUCUUGAGGUUUUCUUGGUUUGGUUUGAGUUGCAUGGCAAAAGGGAAUUAUAUGAUUUUAAUGAUUUAUAAGCUUUGAUUUGACAAAUUG
Molecule: messenger RNA, 1203 nt
Organism: Poecilia reticulata (guppy)
Lineage: Eukaryota; Metazoa; Chordata; Actinopteri; Cyprinodontiformes; Poeciliidae
Product: CUB and zona pellucida-like domain-containing protein 1
Source: RefSeq, a predicted model, not a curated record